Molecule: messenger RNA, 2809 nt
Organism: Anopheles funestus (African malaria mosquito)
Lineage: Eukaryota; Metazoa; Arthropoda; Insecta; Diptera; Culicidae
Gene: gdl
Product: gonadal protein gdl
Exons: 6
Coding region: 801-1382 (193 amino acids)
Source: RefSeq, a predicted model, not a curated record
ACGUUCAUUCUCGUGUUCUACUAGUUCUUCCCCGAUGAAAUACGAUGGAUGCUCAUUGUCAGACCGAUGCUCGUAUAGGGAUACCAUAGUUUGUCGUAAGGUCCAAGAAAUUUUAAUCACUAUAGUUACAAUGAUUGCACUUAUCCACUCUACCAACUCCAUACUAUCUCUGAUCCGUCCGUUCCCGUUUGGUUGAUUUUAUCUACUGAAGAAAGCGGUCAAAUUUCAAUUGAAAAUAACCUAAGAAUACCAAAUUUAAAAGAUCUUUAAAUGCAUAUCCGUUGCAGGAGAAGCUAUUAGCAGGUACAUCCUUGCAUAUAAAUAAUAUUUGUAACAAAAGGGAAUUGACAAAGGUUUUAUGUACCUAGCGCCAUGGAAUUAUACCCUUGGAUCAUAAAACUCGGUACAGACAGGAAAGUACCUAACAGUUAGUACAAGCAGGCUGUUUUUUCAAAAUAUAAUGGUACCAUUUUAUACCCAUUCGAAUAACAGGUACGGCAAAGUUGUAGGCAUAAACAACAGGCGUACUUAAUUUGUAUUAUAGCUCUCGGAAGGUCAGUCUAAGGAUAUGCGAUAUAACCAUUAGGAAAUUAAUGGGCUAAUGUCUCUGUAGCAUAUUAUGGAAAGCAGACGAAACGAUACCCGACUAAUGAAAGUUUUUCUUUUGAAUUCCUUCAGCUCUACACGCUCGCUUUGUUAGUUGGGUUAGGAAUAUUUGACCGUUGGAUUAACCGUUGUGCUCUGUCAGCCCAGCUUGUUUAGAUUUGUCUGCAUUUGUAAACAUUGAAAACAUCGAAAGGAUGGAAAAUGCACCAAUCGUGGAGACAAAUUCAGAAAUACCGGCCGGCAACCUAGUGGAUCCAUUUAGCAAUCAAGAAUAUCUUCAAAGAAAACUUUAUUUUUUGCUGGAGCAUCUUAAGAAAAUGCACAAUGAUCUGCCAGAGCAGUAUCAGAUGAGAAUAUCGUACGACUUGUUAGCUGGCCUGGCAAAUUCCUUGCUGAACGACACAAUAUUUGAAAUUGUCAAAGGACUGAUGGAGAUUCAGCACGUAACCGAGGCCCAUUUGAUGCAAGUGCGAGAGAAAGUAGAGAAUGAUCAUCAGCUGGAGGUAAAACAAUGGGAGACUAAAAUACAGGAUCCCGAAGAACUGGAGCACAUUAUCGCACUGAUGAAAAUUAAACACGGGAAAAAUAUGAAAGAAACCGAUAUGAAACUAGUGCUCCAUUUAGAUCAGAAAGUGAAAGAUCAACAAUCUACCCUUGAGAAGGCUGGAGUGCCCGGAUUCUAUGUAACGGACAAUCCGAAGGAGAUUAAAAUCCAGAUGUACUUAUUGGACUUUAUUCUUCGACUAAGCAGGAUUAAAUUCGAAUCCAACAAAUAGCAUUCGGAAGAACCUGAAUAAUUGUUGCUGAAAUUAAGCAAACCACCAAAGCAUCUGAAAACAACAGCUGCUGCCAAUGCGCCAUGAGCGUAUUCAUUUCGCUUCUGACAGUCUUCAUAUUGGUGGCUGUAGCGGUCGCAUUGGGAAUUUACUUCGGGUUGCUGAACUUCGACAAUUCAGCUCCGAACGUAACGGACUUUGUCCACAAAACUGGCGAUUCCAUUAAGGAUAGCAUUAAGGACAAGUUCAAUUAAUUCGUUCCAUUUGGCUUGAAAUUAUUUCCGAAAUAUUUACAUCACAUUUAUGCAUCUCAAAAUAAUAUUUUAAUGUGCCACAGUACACAAUGGCCUAUAAAUGUAAGCAACGUUAGCCGUACAAAUAAGUGCUUUACUCGUCGACUCUGUGCUACAAAACGCAGCCACAAUUACAUAGCUUACCAAAAGUAACAGAAAUAGUUCGGAGACAAUGAAAUAUGCUCAGGAAACAUGCACACUAUGGACAAAUUACACCGUGCAACGUUUAUGAACUUGAAAAAACGACAUGAACGUCUCAUCUGAACGAAUCGGACUUUGUUCACAUAAAUGGCGAUUCCAUGAAGGAUAGCAUUAAGGAGAAGUCCGAUUAAUUCGUUGCCUUUUUUAUACUGUUGCCACUAAUGUCUUAGCCAUUUACAUCACAUUAACGAAUCUCAAAACAAUAUUUUUGUGUGCCACAUUACACAAUGGCACAUAAAAUUAAGCAACAUUAGUCGUACAAAAAACAGUGCUUUAAUCGUCUACCUACACGAUUCUCUACUACCAACUAUGCGUCAACCAGCCAUAUAAAAUGGAGCCACAGCUACAUAGCUUCCAAGAUGUAAAAGAAAUACAAUACACGUAAUGAAAUAUGCUCAGGAAACAUUCACAGUAUUGGCGGUUCGGAUCAUGCAACGUUUUUUUUGUGCUGUAUUCUUUUCGCCAUCGCCAUUGCCGUUGCUAUUUAUUAUGGAGUGAUUCAAGUCGACGAGGAUGCUUCCGAUACAAUCAAGGAGACGGGAUCAAAAAUUAAGCAUUCCAUUAAGGAUGGUUUGAAAAAGUUAAGCGACGAUUGAGUUAUACUCAGAUAAGCUGUAAAACAAACGGCAUGAUGGAUACCGCUACCUGGAAUACAACACCACCAAUAACCAAAUACGUGCCAGCGAAGGGGAAUCGGACUACUUGCUCCAAUUUUUACAAACAGACGAAUCUGACCUGAUCUGGAAAAAAGCCUGACACAUGUCUACCUCGAGGGUAGCAUCACAUUAAGUAUAUGGAUCUGGAAUUAAUCUCCGCGGUGUGCUAAUUUAUUCAUUCGCUUUUUAUAACGUCUUUUAACGAUGAUACCUAUUUCAAAUACAUAAAAUAAAUACGUCUUUUGUGAGAAAAUAAAAGCUGCGCUCACGAAAAUAA